This is a messenger RNA of Malurus melanocephalus (red-backed fairy wren), 3556 nucleotides long. It is a transcript of the gene IL4I1, whose product is annotated as interleukin 4 induced 1. The record is from RefSeq and is a predicted model, not a curated record. The transcript is spliced from 7 exons. Bases 252 to 1823 code for a protein of 523 amino acids. Gene Ontology annotation, molecular function: polyamine oxidase activity; L-amino-acid oxidase activity. Gene Ontology annotation, biological process: amino acid catabolic process. NCBI's taxonomy places the organism in Eukaryota, Metazoa, Chordata, Aves, Passeriformes, Maluridae.
AACAUGCUGUGUAUUGGUGGCUGAUGUCCAAACUGGAGACACCAGCGAGUAAAGGGAAAAAAAAAGACAGAGRAACUGACUCUGCUAAAUUGCUAGUUCCCCUUUCAAUGACAAAUCCCACUUCACUCCCUUCCGGGUUGCACUGAUUGGCAGAAGUUUCUUUGGAAGCACCAGGUUGCUUUUUUUCCCCCUAAGYGAGGGUAUAAAAUGAAUUCCAGUCUCAGCAGACGAUCCAUCUUCCUCCUGGAACAAUGACGUGGAUUGUCCUCUUCCAAAUGCUCCUGUUUGCGGGUCUCCUGGGCGCCAAAUGGUUCCCAUCCCUUCCUGAGUAUUGUCUCCAUGACCAGGACUACGAGGAGCUGCUGGAGAUCGUCCAGGAUGGGCUGGAGCCCGCACCUCAUCCGGCACACGUGGUCGUGGUGGGCGCGGGGAUUGGUGGGCUCACAGCAGCCAAGCUGCUCCGGGACGCCGGGCACACGGUUACCAUUCUGGAAAUGAGCAACCAGGUCGGGGGGCGGAUCCAGACAUACCGCCCUGAGGGACAGGACUGGUACGUGGAGCUGGGMCCCAUGCGCCUGCCAGGCAAGCACAGGCUUGUCCGUGAGUUCAUCCGCCAGUUUGACCUGAAGCUGAACCCUUUCAUCCAGAACAAUGACAACACCUGGUACUUUUUGAAGGGCACUCGGGUCAGGGCAGAGGAGGUAAACAGGAACCCCGACAUCCUGAAUUACACAGUGAAGCCAUCAGAGAGGGGCAAGAGUGCUGACCAACUCUACCAGGAGGUGCUAAACAAGGCUUUUAAGAAGUUCCAGUCCAUGGACUGCAGGAAGUAUCUGRCUCAACAUGACUCCUUCUCCACGAAGGAAUAUUUGAUCAAGGUUGGGGGGCUGAGCCGAGGAGCUGUUGACAUGAUCGGUGACUUGCUGAAUGAGGACUCGGGGUUUUACCUGUCAUUCCUCGCCUCGCUGUGGGACUUUGACAUCUUCUCCAAUGAGAGCUUUGAUGAAAUCACUGGAGGGUUUGACCAACUGCCCAGAGCCUUCCACAAGGCGCUGCCCAACRUUGUCCAGUUCAACUGCACCGUAGAGAAGAUCAUGACAAAAGGCAACAAAGUCCGAGUGUUCUACCGUGCUCCAGACACGCUGGCCCCGACCAUCGUCUCUGCAGAUUACGUCCUUGUCACCUCCAGUGCCAAAGCCACCAGGCACAUCCACUUCUUGCCACCACUGUCCCCAGCCAAGGCCCAUGCCCUGCGCUCCGUCCACUAUGCGAGUGCCUCCAAAAUUAUCCUGGCAUGCUCCGAGAAGUUCUGGGAGAAGGAUGGGAUCCAUGGAGGGCACUCCAUCACUGACCGCCCUUCCCGCUUCAUCUACUACCCCAGCCACAACUUCUCCAGUGGGGUGGGCGUCAUCCUGGCUUCUUACACUUGGAAUGAUGAUGCUGAGUUCUUCCUGCCCCUCACGGAUGAGAAAUGCCUGGACGUGGUGCUCCAAGACCUGGCUGACAUCCACCAYGUGAGCAAGGAGUACCUGCAGUACACCUGCGACCAGCACGUGAUCCAGAAGUGGCAGCUGGACCAACACUCCCUGGGGGCUUUCGCUGCCUUCACCCCGUACCAGUUUGUGGAUUACUCACAGGCCCUGUUCUCUCACGAGGGCCGGGUCCACUUUGCCGGGGAGCAUACGGCUCAGCCCCACGCCUGGAUUGACACUGCCAUGAAAUCAGCCAUCAGGGCCGCCAGCAACAUCCACCACGACAGCGGCGAAGUCCCGGCAUUGGAUGGGGAGAGGUUCGGGAGACUUGUGCGGAGGGGAGAGCUCUGAGUGUGCCCCUGGGCAUUUUUUGGUGGUGUGAAUCUGGCUCUUUCCAAGAAAAAUCAGCAGAAUUAAUCGGCAGUGAAGGUGUUAAAGAAUUGGGUGUCUUCAGGCAGGACCAACUGGUUAAACACGUCAUGGGGAGAGGAGUAGUAAAUAGUACUGCAAUAGUGAAAUCAAAGUUAGAAACACAUUAUGGGGAUAUGAGGGAGCAUGAAAACCAGGCAGUGCGUUCCAGGACUCUGGUGUUCCCCUUGUCUACUGCCGUAAUUCCCAGCUGAUUUGUCUGCAAGGCACUUCAUGGAAUGACUAAGGUGAAAUAAGGGUGGAGACUUCUGGGUUCCUUGUGUCUGAGGGCAGUGUCAUCACAUGUAAAUGGCAUUGCCACGCUCCAGCUCUUUAGGAAGUCAUMACCCUCAAAUCCUCCACCCCAGAAUUUGAGAAAGAGCCCAAUGCUUCAUCAUUGUCCUCUCCUUUGAGUGGUCCAACACAAUUAAUUAAUUAAUUAAUCUAUCGUAAUUCCUGGUUAGUAACUAACCGUUCCCCAAGGCAUCAGUCAGGAUGUGAUCCCAAUGGUCUCUUCUACCUAAAGUGUGGCCAAGUUGAUACAAGUAUGUAAAAUUAAUCACCUUGAAUCUUCAAAGCAAACCCAAGGUUUGACUGCACUUUCUCCUCUCACCAGUUAUUGCCCUGAAUUCCAGAGCCUUGGAAACUCUGCCUGAGCUAAAAGUGGGAUUAUUUUUCCSACAUGAUUGACAGGAUAAUUAUAAAUGUCUAAAGUAAAUACCUGCCUGGUUGCUGAGAGCACCACACUGACCUUCGCUGCAGUCACAGAGCUGCUUGGCCUGUAAUUCAUCCUGAUUUCUAUAAAAUUCCAAAACCUGCCUCUCCACCUCUGACUCCACACAGCUGGAGGRAAACAGCUCCAUGUCCAUUCCCAGACCAAAAACAGAGGUUCAGCUCCCACUGGAGGCAGCAGAAAUGGGAUCGGGGGAGACCAUCACACCUGUCAGGUUCUUCCCGGCAUCAGAGAGGGAGAUUUAUCCCCAUUUGCACCAAAUAAAUACAGCUAAUAAUUAAUUAAGUACAGAGUGACCACCAGUAGCACAUUUUGAGUUUCGCUAGGCUCUGUGCCACGAGUUCAAAGCACUUUUGAGAGGCCCAACCCUAGAAAUCAAAAAUCUUGUAGUUAAUCAUUACUAUUAUCCCUCACUUCUUCCAGCUCCUUAAGGAACAUCCCUUCUGGAACAYGGGGCUACUCUUUGGACAUGACAGAAACCCACAAGUGAGGCUCUGUCAGGGCAUGUGCAGUUGCAUCACAUCGGGAAAUUCAUCCAAAAAGCCAUGAGUACCUUCCCAAGCUCGGAAGAGCCAAACGCCGCAUGCAGUAUCCGCUACAUAGGGAAACUCAGAGUUCAAAAGGUGAAACUCGGCAAAAAGAGAAAAGAGAAAGGUUUUAGGUGCUUUGUGAAUUCCCUGGAAUCUAGGUUCAUAACGUGCAGCUCCAGCCCCGUCGCUAMGGACUGCAAAGAGGGAAAGGAAAAAGGACCAGGUUGCGUCCCUGGGUGGGCUCGAACCACCAACCUUUCGGUUAACAGCCGAAUGCGCUGACCUAUUGCGCCACAGAGACCCGGGAGAGGGGCUAGGAAUCCAGAAAAAUUGUAUAAAAAUAAAAUCUUGUGAGGUUUUGCCCAAUUAUGUCAGUGGGGGGUGAAGAUGGAAAUUGUGAAGGGAAUUGGGAU